Messenger RNA from Gregarina niphandrodes, 3129 nucleotides. RefSeq names its product SNF2 family amine-terminal domain protein. The transcript has 2 exons. Gene Ontology annotation, molecular function: zinc ion binding; ATP binding; ATP-dependent chromatin remodeler activity. The coding region runs from base 1 to 3129 and encodes 1042 amino acids. Lineage: Eukaryota; Apicomplexa; Conoidasida; Eugregarinorida; Gregarinidae. The record is from RefSeq and is a predicted model, not a curated record.
AUGGAACCUAGACCGGACCUCGCCCCCGACCAAGGCGACAACUUUGGAGUCGACGACUUUGGAGGCGACGACUUUGGAGGCGACGACUUUGGAGACGACUUGGGUGAACUCGUCUCCAAGGACGACGUCCGAAACAAACUGGACGAUAACCAAGGAGACGACGAACGAGCCGACCAGCGAGUCGGCGAGCGAGACGCCGACUUUGGGGGCGACGAUGGAGAUAACUCGGGCGGUAGCCGACGAGGCAACUUAGGUGUUGAUUUGGGUGUAGACUGUGGAGUUGAAUUUGACCGAGAGGACGACCUGGGAGCUGAGCGAGGCGACGGUUUAGACGGCGACCGGAAGGCCUGCGAAGAAGACGGGAGUCGAAGCGAGAGGUCGGCGACACGGUGGGCAGUGGGAGUGUCGUCAGAUUCUGAAUCAGAGUCUGAGUGUGCGAUAACUGGAGUGCGGCAGGUGGGGGCGCGUGCAGUGCCGGAGUUUGUGGAACGAGUAUCGGAGCGUGGUUGGGGGUCGUUGUUGCCACAGGUGGAGUCGUAUUUGGGGUUUGUGGACGCGGAGUCGUUGAGACCGGGACGGCGACUCCGUUUUGUGGGACGGCAUUGUCCGUUGUUUAACAAUGAGUAUGAGGAGUGGAUGGCGCAUAUAGAAUUGGCGGCGCGUGCGGAGUCGGAUGUAAAUACAGCCUACGAUCGUUUCGCCUUGCGUGUGGUUACUAGCCGCACACUGCACUACAUGUUGUAUGGUCAUCUGAUGCACUACGUCGAUGUGCCGGUGGAUCCUGCGCUCUGUGUCGAGGACGCAGUCGCCGCCUACCGCGCCGCCGUGCCCUGUGCCCCUACCACUCUUCAUAGACGAGACUUGUCUCCCCAAGUAAUCCAUCUCGACGACAGUCCCCCUGCACCCGACCGGGACCGGAGCCUGGAUUCGAACUCCCCGAGUUCGGAAGACGAAUGGCGGCGCUAUUUGGCCGAGGGGCGGGUCUUGGAAGAGUUGGAGCGUCCCGCUAACCCGCUGCUGCGGUUGAACGCACAACUCUUCCCCCACCAGGUGGAAGCCGUCCGCUGGAUGGUACGGAGAGAGCAGCCGGGCGCGAAGCUGGAGGAAACAUACUACGUGCGAUUGCCGCGACGCCGACCACCAUUAAACGGUGAGCCACAUGGUCUGUACCUUCCACGCGAAUACCGCACGGGUGGAUUGGCCACACGUGACGUGGUCUUGGACACCUACGUCAUGGAAUGUAUAUGUGAUCCCGACCAACCCCGUGGGGGUAUCGUAGCAGACGAAAUGGGCCUCGGCAAGACGCUUCAAGUCAUCGCCACAAUCAUGCAAGACCCGUACACCUACGACCAGGUCCGCAAAGACCCACUCAUCGACUGGCUGCACACGGACUCCGAACACGAUAGUGCGGCAGGCGGCCACCAGGGGGGUGACUACGAGGGGGGUGACCCUCUCGAGAACAUCCAUCUGGAAGACAACCAUCUGGAGUGUCGAGUGAGGAAGGAGCAGAAGCUGCGAGCGGCCCCGAAGCGGGGGACCCGCCUGGGGACAGCACCUGGAGACACGCGAAGGCGACGAGGCCGGCACCUGGGGACAGGGGCGAGGUCUGGAAUCCGGUCGGCGGAGAUAGGGGGCGAAUUACGAUUUGAUGAGAAAGAUGUUCGGAUGGGUGGUACGCUGGUGAUUGCGCCAGUAUCAGUGAUUGGUAAUUGGCGCGAUUCGAUGGUGAAGUUUACGCAGGUACCUGAGCACUUGAUUUUGGAGUAUCACGGUGCGGUGAAGGGUAAGACAACGUUAAACGACUUGGCUAAAAAAGUGAUGGUGAUUACGAGUUACGCGGCGUUGUUAGGCAAGGGCAACAGUCUCACGGAUCUGCACAAAAUCCAUUGGCGUCGAGUGGUGUUGGAUGAAGCGCACGAGAUCCGGAACAUUCGCGCGAAACGCACGAAAAGCAUUCUUCAACUCGUCUAUGACAUUGGGUGGGCCCUCACCGGCACGCCCAUUCAAAACGCCGUCGAAGACCUGCUUCCACUGCUGAAGUUCAUCCGCGUCACUCACAGUUUCUAUACUGAGCGCGAACCCAGCCGCACUCAACAUGACUUCGAACACCAAAUGCAUUUCCGAAGAGCCUUUGCUAUACGAACAUAUAUCCUUAGACGUACCAAACGUCUACUUGAACUCUCGGGUCAAGCGCAAUCUGAGUACACCGCUACCGCCGAACUCAGACUCGCCCCCGACGGGCCCAUGCCUCACUCUACCGCCUCUCUGGCUUCUACUGCUUCAGUGGUCACUACUUCAGUGGUCACUACUUCAGUGGUCACUACUUCAGUGGUCUCCAGCACCUCUCUGGCCUCUGUCGCCGAGGACACGGGGAAUGAUGUGUUUGCCACCGAAGGAGCUAGUAAACUGGUGCUGCAGUUCGACGCGGCCGAAUACGAGGACUACGAGGCAUUCCGGCGCGUGGCGAGCGCUCUGUCCGCAGAGGUCCGGACGGAGUUCAUCCUACUCAAUGCACUCGUGACACAUAUGCGGUUGCUGAGCGGUAGUCCGGCGGCACUCGGGGCAAACGCAAGUCGCGCCUUUGCCGAGGCCAUCCGUGUCCGAGACGGCGUAGGGGGUCUGGAAGCGCUGGGUGAUGGCGACCGAGGGUGGACGAAGAACACGAAGCUGAUCGAAUCGGUGCUCGACAAUCCGAUCAUACGACAGCUAAUACGCGCCACGGGCGAACAGGAGGACGACACGCUCUGUCCCAUCUGCUACUGCGAAGGCGUCGACGCCGUCACUGUCUGCUCGCACACCUUCCACCGCAACUGCCUCCGGCUCUGGUUCGAACACCACCGCGCGCAAACCUGCCCCUCCUGCCGCCGCAAAAUCCGACUCAGCGAGGUCGUCAGUGUGGCGCAACUGAAAACCUAUACCCCUGGCCAACCCCCCCCAGAGACACCCCCAGAGACACCCAUCAAGGAAUCCAGCAAAAUACGCAUCGUCGCGGACAUGAUCCUCCAGCAAGUCAAGCAAGGACACCCAUCCGACGUCACUCCCGGCCCUGUCAAAGUCGUCAUCUUCAGCUCAUUCGUGCGAGUAGGCACCCGCACACACCCCCGCACACAAUCACACGACCCGGAUUGA